Choloepus didactylus (southern two-toed sloth) is the source of this 3545-nucleotide messenger RNA. It is a transcript of the gene SF1, whose product is annotated as splicing factor 1. The transcript is spliced from 13 exons. Gene Ontology annotation, molecular function: zinc ion binding; mRNA binding. The record is from RefSeq and is a predicted model, not a curated record. Bases 377 to 2212 code for a protein of 611 amino acids. Gene Ontology annotation, biological process: regulation of mRNA splicing, via spliceosome. Lineage: Eukaryota; Metazoa; Chordata; Mammalia; Pilosa; Megalonychidae. Gene Ontology annotation, cellular component: nucleus.
GUAACAAACGAAGUGUGCGCUGCGGCACCUCCCGCUCACCAGGCUCCGCCGCCAUUUCCUUUCUUGGCCUAACGGUUCGACCAAUCCCAGCGCACAUCGAGCGGGGCUAGGGUUCCGCCAAUCGGGGGCCGCCGAUCGCAAGCCCUGGCCUCGGCCCGGGCCAAUCAAGGCCCCAGCCCCAUCGCCACCGCGGCGCCCUCUCUCCUCCCUCUUUGUGCGUCUCGCGCCGCCGUCGUCGCCUGCCCGCCUGCUCGCCCGCCGCGUGAGAGGACGGGCUCCGCGGCAGCGCAGUCGGGUUCCCUCCCCUCGGGAGAUUCGCGAAGAAGCCGCCGCCGCCGAGGAACAGCAGCCGCCGGCGCCGGUCCCCGGGGGCGCCAUGGCGACCGGAGCGAACGCCACGCCGCUGGACUUCCCAAGUAAGAAGAGGAAGAGGAGCCGCUGGAACCAGGACACAAUGGAACAGAAGACAGUGAUCCCAGGAAUGCCUACAGUUAUCCCCCCUGGACUUACUCGGGAACAAGAAAGAGCUUAUAUAGUGCAACUGCAGAUAGAAGACCUGACUCGUAAACUGCGCACAGGAGACCUGGGCAUCCCCCCUAACCCUGAGGACAGGUCCCCUUCCCCUGAGCCCAUCUACAAUAGUGAGGGGAAGCGGCUUAACACCCGUGAGUUCCGUACCCGCAAAAAGCUGGAAGAGGAGCGACAUAACCUCAUCACGGAAAUGGUUGCACUCAACCCUGAUUUCAAGCCACCUGCAGAUUACAAACCUCCAGCAACACGUGUGAGCGAUAAAGUAAUGAUUCCACAAGAUGAGUAUCCAGAAAUCAAUUUCGUGGGGCUGCUAAUUGGGCCCAGAGGGAAUACUCUGAAGAACAUAGAGAAGGAAUGCAACGCCAAGAUUAUGAUUCGAGGGAAAGGGUCUGUGAAGGAAGGAAAGGUUGGACGCAAAGAUGGGCAGAUGUUACCAGGGGAGGAUGAGCCACUUCAUGCCCUGGUUACUGCCAAUACCAUGGAGAACGUCAAAAAGGCUGUAGAACAGAUAAGAAAUAUCCUGAAGCAGGGCAUCGAGACCCCUGAGGACCAGAAUGAUCUACGGAAGAUGCAGCUUCGGGAGUUGGCUCGCUUGAAUGGGACCCUUCGGGAAGACGAUAACAGAAUCUUAAGACCCUGGCAGAGCUCGGAGACCCGCAGCAUUACCAACACCACAGUUUGUACCAAGUGUGGAGGGGCUGGCCACAUCGCUUCUGAUUGCAAAUUCCAACGGCCUGGUGACCCCCAGUCAGCUCAAGAUAAAGCACGUAUGGAUAAAGAAUAUCUGUCCCUUAUGGCUGAAUUGGGUGAAGCGCCUGUCCCAGCGUCUGUGGGCUCCACUUCUGGGCCUGCCACCACACCCCUGGCCAGUGCACCUCGGCCUGCUGCUCCUGCAAACAACCCACCUCCACCGUCUCUCAUGUCCACUACCCAGAGCCGCCCACCCUGGAUGAAUUCUGGCCCUUCGGAGAGUCGGCCCUACCACGGCAUGCAUGGAGGUGGUCCUGGUGGACCAGGAGGUGGCCCCCACAGCUUCCCACACCCGCUACCCAGCCUGACGGGGGGCCAUGGUGGACAUCCCAUGCAGCACAAUCCCAAUGGACCCCCACCCCCUUGGAUGCAGCCACCGCCACCGCCGAUGAACCAGGGCCCCCAUCCGCCUGGGCACCAUGGCCCUCCUCCAAUGGGUAAAUCAGUACCUGGGAAGUACGCCUGUGGGCUCUGGGGUCUAUCGCCUGCAUCAAGGAAAAGGUAUGAUGCCGCCGCCGCCUAUGGGCAUGAUGCCGCCACCGCCGCCGCCUCCCAGUGGGCAGCCCCCGCCCCCUCCCUCUGGUCCUCUGCCCCCAUGGCAGCAGCAGCAGCAGCAGCCUCCGCCGCCCCCUCCGCCCAGCAGCAGUAUGGCUUCCAGUACCCCCUUGCCAUGGCAGCAAAAUACGACGACUACCACCACGAGCGCUGGCACAGGGUCCAUCCCGCCAUGGCAACAGCAGCAGGCGGCUGCCGCAGCUUCUCCAGGAGCCCCUCAGAUGCAAGGCAACCCCACUAUGGUGCCCCUGCCCCCCGGGGUCCAGCCGCCUCUGCCGCCCGGGGCCCCUCCCCCUCCGCCGCCUCCGCCGCCUGGUUCCGCCGGCAUGAUGUAUGCCCCGCCCCCCCCUCCUCCGCCUCCCAUGGACCCUUCUAACUUUGUCACCAUGAUGGGCAUGGGGGUGGCGGGCAUGCCGCCCUUCGGGAUGCCUCCAGCUCCCCCGCCGCCUCCACCACAGAACUAGACUCGGUGUUUUUUUUUGUUUUUUGUUUUUUUUGUGUUUUUUUUUUAAGAAAAUAUAUAUUAUAUAGAGAGAGAAUUGGUCUCGUUUAAAUACGCCGAACCUCACCAUGUGGAGCCAGACAUUGGGACGCACGCAUGUGAUUGUGUGUGCACGCAUGUGUGUGUGUGCACGCACCAGGCUGGGCCAAGCGACCGAGGACUUGCUUGGGAAUGGGCAGGUGGUAGUAGGGGCGCCAGCUUGGGCUCUUCUGGCGCCCCGUAGCAUCGAGUGUCUUUGUUUUUCUCUCCUCACCCAACUCCCUUUGCCUCUCCCCAAAUCGGGCCGCCAGGAUCCCUCCCCGCGGCGGCGAUGGCCCGAGCCAUGAGAGUGAGGACUUUCCGCGCCCAUUGGUGACCCUUCCAGGCAGACAGCCUCAGCAGCGCCCCUGGUGGACAGGAUGGUUCGGCAAAGCAGCCUGAGUUAUUUUUGUGGAUGGAAUCGGAACACGCUGGCUCCAUAUCGUGACAUUUUUAUUAAUUUUUUUUUUCUUUUUCCUUUGUAUUUCCUUGCUUUUUCUUUUCUUCAGACUCCGUCCAAGGAGAUGCUCUCCCCGGUCUUCUGCUACAAUUAGAGUCCUUUUCCUUCACUCCACUCCCCAUUCUGCUCUUUCCAAGGAGAGGGGAGCAAAUGGUUUUAGGCAGAGGCUUUGGGCAUUACAAUCGGGCCAGUGAGGAGGGGUGGGGGGCGUUCCUUUGGUUCUAAGUUUUUCAGGGUUCAUAGCCACCCUCAAAAGACAUUUAUUUUUUUAGGUUGGGGUUUUAUGUUUGUUGUCCUGGGCCUUGUGAAGCCACAGACGAUGGGCUAGUCUCCAGGGUUCUGGGGUCCCCAUCCAUCCUGGGGCCCCUGUCAGCAGAAGGUGGGCUUUGCCCACCAGCCUGGAGUCCUUCCCGUGCUCCCUGACUACCAAAGCGGCCUCAGAAGUCCAUUUGUUCCUCUCCUUCUGGAAGGCUUCCUUUUAAAUUUUAUUUUUGAUUCCAAACAUCUGAAUGUUUUGCAGUGUCGAGGGGUUUAAGCCCCUUGUUCUUCUUCCGCUUUCUUCCCCCCACCCCUCCUCCAUGGAGUGAUGAUGUUGACAAUGAUGUAUGAUGUGUGUUCUCUUCACUGGUUUAUCUGCAGAAAUUUCUCGGGGCUUUUUUCUGGCAUAUGAUUUUAAACUGCAUUAAAGGGGGGAUGUGCCAUUGAAUAAAAGAGCAGUGUGGUUUUCUG